This is a messenger RNA of Rhinolophus ferrumequinum (greater horseshoe bat), 2633 nucleotides long. It is a transcript of the gene ATP6V1H, whose product is annotated as ATPase H+ transporting V1 subunit H. The transcript has 14 exons. Bases 418 to 1869 code for a protein of 483 amino acids. Gene Ontology annotation, biological process: proton transmembrane transport. NCBI's taxonomy places the organism in Eukaryota, Metazoa, Chordata, Mammalia, Chiroptera, Rhinolophidae. Gene Ontology annotation, molecular function: proton-transporting ATPase activity, rotational mechanism. Gene Ontology annotation, cellular component: vacuolar proton-transporting V-type ATPase, V1 domain; lysosomal membrane. The record is from RefSeq and is a predicted model, not a curated record.
CUCCCGACUUCCGCUUCUGGGCGGUCACAUGCCUCUGCUCACGUGACCGGCGUUCCUGUCAUUCUACUUCAGCCGCUCGCGCUAGCUUCUGCCUGUGCAGCCCUCAACGUUUCUUUGGUGCUGGAACCUCUUCACUUUUCGGUAUCCGAGUGUGCCGCCGCCGCUCAGGCCUCCGGACCGGACAGGAGAGGUUCUGACUCGGCGCCCAGCCUGGAGGAGGCCCUGACGUUCCGGACCGACUGCCGCAUCCUCCCUGCAGCCAUUGGGUGCGUUGUAAGGUAUCUAGGAUUCGCGAAGUACGGCCUCAUUCAGGUUGUUUCGUCUCUGUCACCAGCCGAAGUGAAGCGAAACCUGCGGUUUCUCCACCUCCCUUGAAUUGAAAAUCUGUUGGAAAACAUUCACAAUCAUAAGAUUUAGAUGACCAAAAUGGAUAUCCGUGGUGCUGUGGAUGCUGCUGUUCCAACCAACAUUAUUGCUGCCAAGGCUGCAGAAGUUCGUGCAAACAAAGUGAACUGGCAGUCCUACCUUCAGGGGCAGAUGAUUUCUGCUGAAGAUUGUGAAUUCAUUCAAAGAUUUGAAAUGAAAAGAAGCCCUGAGGAAAAGCAGGAGAUGCUUCAAACUGAAGGCAGUCAGUGUGCUAAAACAUUUAUAAAUCUGAUGACUCAUAUCUCCAAAGAACAGACAGUUCAGUACAUACUAACUAUGGUUGAUGAUAUGUUGCAGGAAAAUCAUCAGCGUGUUAGCAUUUUCUUUGACUAUGCUAAACGUAGCAAGAACACUGCGUGGUCCUACUUUCUGCCAAUGUUGAAUCGCCAGGAUCUCUUCACUGUUCAUAUGGCAGCAAGAAUUAUUGCCAAAUUAGCAGCUUGGGGAAAAGAACUGAUGGAAGGCAGUGACUUAAAUUACUAUUUCAAUUGGAUAAAAACUCAGCUGAGUUCACAGAAACUGCGUGGUAGCGGUGUCCCUGCUGAAACAGGAACAGUCUCUUCAAGUGAUAGCUCUCAGUAUGUUCAGUGUGUUGCUGGGUGUCUGCAGCUGAUGCUUCGGGUCAAUGAGUACCGCUUUGCCUGGGUAGAAGCAGAUGGGGUAAACUGCAUAAUGGGAGUUUUGAGUAACAAGUGUGGCUUUCAACUCCAGUAUCAAAUGAUUUUUUCAAUAUGGCUCCUGGCAUUCAGUCCUCAAAUGUGUGAACACCUGCGGCGCUAUAACAUCAUUCCUGUUCUAUCCGAUAUCCUUCAAGAAUCCGUCAAAGAGAAAGUGACAAGAAUCAUCCUGGCAGCAUUCCGUAACUUUUUAGAAAAAUCAACUGAAAGAGAAACUCGCCAGGAAUAUGCUCUGGCUAUGAUUCAGUGCAAAGUUCUGAAACAGUUGGAGAACUUGGAACAGCAAAAGUAUGAUGAUGAAGAUAUCAGUGAAGAUAUAAAAUUUCUUUUGGAAAAACUUGGUGAGAGUGUCCAGGAUCUUAGCUCAUUUGAUGAAUACAGUUCAGAACUUAAAUCUGGAAGAUUGGAAUGGAGUCCUGUGCACAAAUCUGAGAAAUUUUGGAGAGAAAAUGCUGUGAGAUUAAAUGAGAAGAAUUAUGAGCUCUUGAAAAUUUUGACAAAACUUCUGGAGGUGUCAGAUGAUCCACAAGUCUUAGCUGUUGCUGCUCAUGAUGUUGGAGAAUAUGUGCGGCAUUAUCCACGAGGCAAACGGGUUAUUGAACAGCUUGGUGGGAAGCAACUGGUGAUGAACCACAUGCACCAUGAAGACCAGCAAGUUCGCUACAAUGCUCUGCUGGCCGUGCAGAAGCUCAUGGUGCACAACUGGGAAUAUCUUGGGAAACAGCUCCAAUCUGAGCAGCCUCAGACUGCUGCUGCCCGAAGCUGAACUGUGCUCUCCAACCUUACCAUUUAAUCUGUGACAGAACACCUGGAGUGUGAAUCUCAGUAGUUACAUAAUUUUUCAUUUUACUUAUAAUUUUCUUCUGGUAUAUAGCUUUUCCCACUGUUGAUAUGAUAAAAGUGUCCAUUAAAUUGUACAAAAGUAGAUGCUUUCUCUAUCUAAGGAAAAUAUUACUGUUACAUAUACUGCUUGUAAUUUCUGUAUUUAUUGUUCUCUGGAAGUUAAUACAGUUAUUAAAGGAUUCUCACUCCAAAUAUAGUUUUCUCUUUACUAGUUCCUUGCUUGGACUUUAACAAAUAUCUCUGUUGUCUCAAUGAAAUUGGGAGAAUUGUUGCAAAGUAAUGAAUGGCAAAUAUGUUUUGAAAUUAUAUGGAUCUGUAUGUAUCCAUCCAUCCAUCCUCCAACCCACCCGUGCAUACAUACACAUUGCUGCAGGCUUCUGCUAAUAUUUAGAAAGCUUUGAAAUAUCAAAUUAAUUUUUAAUAUGGUGCUAUGGUCCAAAAGAUUUGCUUAUGGACAUCAAUGAAGAAUUUUAGUUAGAUUGUUUUUAUUUCAUUUAUUUCCUGUACUUUUACUCUUGGAUUUUAGUACCUCAAAUCUGUUUUCUUUUAAUACUUUUUUGUUUAAGUAUUGCCAAUCGAUAUUUUAUUUCUAUCACUCCCAUCUUUAUUCUGGAGCUUCAGGCCUUCAGCAGGGCAUACAUGGGAUCCCCUCCAUCCCAAAUCUAAGCCUUUUGUUUUUUAACCUCA